This is a messenger RNA of Musa acuminata AAA Group (dessert banana), 951 nucleotides long. RefSeq lists its product as uncharacterized. Bases 1 to 951 code for a protein of 316 amino acids. Lineage: Eukaryota; Viridiplantae; Streptophyta; Magnoliopsida; Zingiberales; Musaceae. The record is from RefSeq and is a predicted model, not a curated record. The transcript has a single exon. Gene Ontology annotation, biological process: root development; shoot system development.
AUGCCACCACCGCUUCUGUCUCUCUCUCUAGGCACCCUUUUAAAACGCUCCUUCCAUUACUCCCGCUUCGCCAUCCGAGUCCCAUCACUCGCCAUUUUACUACUGAUAAGAUCACUAAAGGAACGAGAAGCCGAAUCAAAGAGAAGGCGGGGGAGAAAAGCAUACCUCAUGGUCUUCGGAUUCCGCUUCUCCUUCUCCCUGUCGAGCCUCAGCCCUGGCGCCAACCCUUGCCGCCGCCGCGACGCGCCCCACCACAUGCGCUCCACCAGCCUGCCUUGCCCCGUCCUCUCCCCCCUCCUGGACGAGAUCCGCUCCCUCCGCUCCUCCCCACACCGCGAUGGGUUUGCCCGGAUCAACCGCCUCCUCGCUGCCCUUGACGAUCUCCUCCACCUUCCCCGGACCCGGGACACUCUUCGCCGCCGGCCCGCCUGGGCCGACCGCCUCUUCGACGACUUCCUCCGCCUCGCCGACGCCCACGGCUCCUUCAUCUCCGACGCCAUCGCCCUCAAGCAGCACCUCUCUGAGGGUCGCACCGCCAUUCGCCGCGGCGACCCCGUGCGGCUCGCAUCCGCUGCCCGAUCCCACCGCCGGGUGGAGAAAGAGAUCGCCGGGCUCGCUUCAUCCAUCAAGGAUCUCGCCAGAUCCCCUACCUUGGCACCGGGAAUCGGGCCGGACUCGGAGAUCGCCGGGAUCAUUGCAGAAGCGGUAGCGGCAACAGCGGCCACGUCGACGGAAGUUUUCCUGUCAGUGUCUGGCUGGGGUUCUUGGAUGGUCUGGGCGAUGAAGAGGCCGUCGAAGAAGGGCUUGGAGGAGGCGGAGAUGGUGGCAAUGGAGAAGCUCGAAGAGCUGAUGGAGCGCAUCGAGGGAUUGGAGGACGGAAGCGGGACGGUGUUUAGGAGUCUGGUGAACACGCGAGUCACGCUUCUUAACAUGCUCACGCCUUCUUUCUAG